GGUCGUACGAGUCGCCGUCGCCGACGAGCUGUCUAGCUGCUGCUGGUAGUUCUUAGUUUGCUGCUGGUUUGGUGACGGGAGGAAGUCGGCAACGAGAGGAAAGUUUGCGUCUUUUGGAGAAAUGGGCGUGCUGUUCUCGUGUCCUGUGGACGACGACGGCGCGGUGGAGAACGGGUUGGCCGCUGCGGCGGCGGCGGGGAAUGCGGCGGAGCCGACGGUGCUGAGGGCGUCGCUGGGCUCCGGCAAGCUGCGGAUCGAGGGGUCCCUCAGCUUCAAGACGAGGGAGCAGCAGCAGUCGCUCCUCCAGGUGGAGACCAAGAUCUCCAUCACCUCGCCGCGCGCCGCGCCGGCGCCGAUGCCGAGGGAGCUCCUCCGGACCCGCUUCGCCGACGCGGCGUCCCCCGCCGCCGCCGCCCCGGAGAGCCCCAAGCACGAGGCCGCGGCGGUGACGCUGCAGAAGGUGUACAAGAGCUUCCGCACCCGCCGCCGCCUCGCCGACUGCGCCGUCCUCGUCGAGCAGAGCUGGUGGAAGCUGCUGGAUUUCGCGCUGCUGAAGAGGAGCUCGGUGUCCUUCUUUGACAUCGAGAAGCAAGAAUCCGCGGUGUCCAAGUGGGCGAGGGCAAGAACACGAGCAGCCAAGGUUGGAAAGGGGUUGUCCAAGGAUGACAAAGCUCAGAAACUCGCAUUGCAGCACUGGCUUGAAGCUAUUGACCCGCGGCACCGGUAUGGACAUAAUCUCCACUAUUACUAUGACUGCUGGUUGCAAUGCGAAAGCAAGGAGCCAUUCUUCUAUUGGCUUGAUGUUGGAGAAGGCAAGGAGAUCAAUCUCGAAGACCGGUGCCCAAGAUGGAAGCUUCUGAGCCAGUGCAUCAAAUAUCUUGGUCCACAAGAAAGAGAAGAUUACGAGGUUGUAAUUGAACACGGCAAGUUCAUGUACAAGAACAGCCGGCAAAUCCUUGACACAUCUGGAGGGCCAAGAGAUGACAAAUGGAUCUUUGUUCUGAGCACAUCCAAGAAUCUAUAUGUUGGGCAGAAGAAAAAGGGCAAAUUUCAGCAUUCUAGCUUCCUAGCUGGUGGAGCAACAUCUGCUGCUGGCCGACUCGUCGUCGAAGAUGGAACUCUAAAGGCUAUCUGGCCUCACAGCGGGCACUAUCGCCCAACAGAGGAGAACUUCCAGGAAUUCCAGGGCUUCCUCAAGGACAACAAUGUCGAUCUCACUGAUGUCAAGAUGAGCCCAACCGAAGGGGAUGAAGAAUUCUGGGGCAGGCUCAGGAGCAUUCCUUCUGACCGGUGCGCCGAUGCCGACAACACUGAAGAAGAGAUGAACUCUUCUGAACAAGCUGUCCACCAUUGCCAGACACCUGAAGCCACAAAAACCUCACAUGAAAAAGAGGUCUCAUCACAACAAGAAGAGGCAAUCAGCCAUCCUAGCACCCUGAAAAUUCUCCCAAGGGUGGAUUCAUCAGAAGGCACCGAAAUGUCGAAUGCCCGCGACAACGGCUGGCCUGAACAAGAAGAGGCAAAUCAUGAUCAACUCCAAGAUCCUGAAGAAGACGAUGAGCCGUCGUCGUCGUCGUCGUCGGUGCCGAGAGAGAAGAUCCUGGAGAGGAUCAACUCCAAGAAGGAGGCCAAGUCAUACCAGCUCGGGAAGCAGCUGUCGUUCAAGUGGACCACCGGCGCCGGGCCACGGAUCGUGUGCGUCAGGGACUACCCGUCGGAGCUGCAGCUCCGGGCGCUGGAGCAGGUGCACCUGUCGCCGAGGAGCGGCGGCGGCGGCGGCAGGGCGGCGUCGUCCCGGUUCGCGUCGCCGCAGAGGUCGAGCAGCCCGAUGGCGAGAGGGUGCAGCGAGCCAUUGACGCCGGGAGAAGCGUUCCGCGCGCAUCUGCAACGCACGGUGUGCUGAUCAGGUGAAGUGAUCGUCGCCGUGAAAAUAGAGACUGAAUCUGUUCUUUGCCUUUGAACAGUUGAUGCAAAUUGUGCAUACAGAGAAGAAUAAGGGUGGGGGUGAAGAACAUCUCGCCUCAGUAGAUUGAUAUACAAAAGAGAUCUUUUGUAGUAGUCUCUCAAAGAGAUCUUUGUAGUAGUUAGAGUGAUACAAGCAAAUCAAAUCAAUACAGAUUCUUUCAUUCUUUGUUCUUGAAUCAUAUCGCAGAG
Molecule: messenger RNA, 2154 nt
Organism: Oryza brachyantha (malo sina)
Lineage: Eukaryota; Viridiplantae; Streptophyta; Magnoliopsida; Poales; Poaceae
Product: IQ domain-containing protein IQM2-like
Exons: 10
Coding region: 122-1903 (593 amino acids)
Source: RefSeq, a predicted model, not a curated record